Cylicostephanus goldi is the source of this 309-nucleotide messenger RNA. NCBI's taxonomy places the organism in Eukaryota, Metazoa, Nematoda, Chromadorea, Rhabditida, Strongylidae. The record is from the annotation of a GenBank genome assembly.
AUGCCCUCAUCGAAAUCUCACAUGUAUCAAAGUCCUCCACAAUCUGCGGGAGCCCCAAAAGAACCCGGAGCACCCGAAAUGCCAGGCAGUUGCGUCGACCUGGCCAACCUGGACAAUGGGCAACAAAGGCAUGCAUGGUCCUCCAGGCCCUCCGGCGAUGAACGACUUUAUAGUGUACGAGAACCUGUAGGGAGACGUGUGGAAAAGAUCAGGACGCAAGACGACGUAAAGAAUUAUCUAGACCAGCUGGGGGUCGGAGUCCUUUCGAUGCAUGGUAAACUGACCCUGUUGAAAACAAAGUAUGUUUGA